Messenger RNA from Penicillium antarcticum, 1137 nucleotides. RefSeq names its product alpha/beta hydrolase. NCBI's taxonomy places the organism in Eukaryota, Fungi, Ascomycota, Eurotiomycetes, Eurotiales, Aspergillaceae. Bases 1 to 1137 code for a protein of 378 amino acids. The transcript has 2 exons. The record is from RefSeq and is a predicted model, not a curated record.
AUGCAUGUUUCAACAAUUGGCCUCAUGGCCAUCACGGCUGGAGUCGCAACUGCGAAGACUUGUCUUGACAUGAUUGUCCAAGUCCCGGUUACAGCCCACAAUGGUGUAUUUGACAAGAUCAGUACUCCCCAGACCAACCUCGACGCAACUGCUUUCGCCCUGCACGCAAGUACGCAGGGUGCCAAUGUGACAGCAGAUGCUUUGUCUGGCUAUGCUACUGUCUCUGGCAUCUACGAUAUCUCGGCUCAGUACUGCAUGCCCGACAACAGUGGAGACAGCGCCCAUGUACUUCAAAUUCUGACCCAUGGAAUGGGCUUCGACAAGAGCUAUUGGGACCUGCCCUAUGAGAACCACAACUACAGCUACGUCGACCAUGCUUUGUCGCGGGGCUACCAUACUCUAGCCUAUGAUCGACUUGGCCUCGGCAAAUCCUCCCACGGAGAUGCAAAAUCCGAGAUCCAGUCGUUCUUGGAGCUCGAAGCUCUGGCUCAGCUUACAAGGAUGGUGCGCGAGGGCUCAAUGUCUGAUUCAUGCAUCAAGCAGCCCUCCAAGAUCGUCCAUGUUGGCCAUUCCUUCGGAUCUGCCCAGACAUACGGCUUGACAGCCAAGUACCCCGAUCUGUCUGAUGGGAUCAUCCUGACUGGAUUCUCGAUGAACGCCUCGUUCAUGGGCAUGUUCAUUUCCGGUGCCAACUUCGUACAAGCACGUUUCAACAAGCACCAGGAGUCAGACUACAGUGCUGGAUACUUCACCAGCGGCGACAUCACCAACAACAUGUACCUCUACUUUGCGCCUGGCCACUUCGACAUGGAUAUUCUCACCUAUGCCGAAGCGACCAAGCAGCCAUCCACCAUCGGUGAACUCCUCACUGUUGCCAGCAUGGCUCCAGAGAACAACUUUGGCGGCCCGGUGUAUAUCAUCAACGGCGACAAGGACAUUCCCUUUUGUGGAGGUGACUGCUUUGCCACUGGAGGUGCCGCAGCAUCCAUUGCCGCGGCUGCCGAGCCGGUCUUCCCUUCAGCCAGUUGUUUCUCUGCCUACAUCCAACCAAACACUGGCCAUGGUAUCAACUUGCAUCAUAAUGCCACUGGGGCCUACCAGCAGAUUCAUAACUUCCUGGAGGCACAUGGAUUGUAA